AAUUACUACAGCUUCCUCCAAACCUCGCGCGUUCCUCCGGCGCGACAAACAUGCCUCGUCGAACAAGAGCAGAACUGCCAGAGGGCGAUACAGACUCUCUCAAGGAGAACUCUGCUCUUUCUAACGGCGUCAAGGAUUCGGUCAAAAAGGAGAAAGUAAAAGACGAGAAAGGGAAAGGCAAGGCGAGGCGUAUCGAGCCUGAAUCUGUGGAUGAAGAGUCAGAUCAGACUCAGGCUGAUGACAAUGCCGAUGUCGACGCUGAUGGUGAUGUGGAUACUGAGGGUGAUGUGGAUGCUGACGGUGAUCCCGAGAACGUGGACGGCUCGCCAAGAAGCCGCAAGCGCACUCGCGUCAAUGCAGAGGGCGACUUUGCUCCCUCCACCCCGAAAAGGGAGCAAGUAGCGACACUUCCUCGUGAUGCCGACGGUUUCAUCCCUGGUUCAAUUGUGCGCAUUCAGUUGCACAACUUCCUUACAUACGACUGGGUGGAAUUUCGACCUGGUCCAUACCUCAACAUGAUACUCGGUCCCAACGGCACUGGUAAAAGCAGUAUUGCUUGCGCAAUUUGUCUCGGACUCAAUUGGCCUCCGAGCAUCCUUGGUCGCGCAAAUGAGAUUUCUAGCUUUGUUAAGCAUGGCAAAGAGAGUGGCUACAUUGAAGUUGAACUUAAGGGUGCAAAGGGUCAAAAGAACCUUGUGAUUCGACGCAACCUGAGCGCCAAGUCCAAAAGCUCGACUCUGACUCUUAACGGACAAUCUUGUACUGGAAAAGAAAUCACUAACCGCAUGGCGAAACUCAAUGUUCAAGUUGGAAACUUAUGUUCGUUCUUGCCUCAGGACAAGGUCUCCGAGUUUGCGCAAAUGACUCCGCAGCAGUUGCUUAGAGAGACGCAACGUGCCGCGGGGGAUGUUAAUUUGUCGAAUUGGCAUGACACACUGAUUACCGCUGGCAAGGAGCUUAAGAAUCUCCAAGAUGUUUGUGAAUUUUCUGCUUUAACAUCGCCUUCGAUUCACAGGUACCUUGCAGAAAUCCAGUGAUGAGCAAGAGCGGUUGAAGACGAUGCAAGAGCGUAAUUCCCAACUUGAGCGAGACGUUCAGCGUUAUCAA
Suillus plorans is the source of this 1107-nucleotide messenger RNA. RefSeq names its product P-loop containing nucleoside triphosphate hydrolase protein. Gene Ontology annotation, biological process: double-strand break repair via homologous recombination. NCBI's taxonomy places the organism in Eukaryota, Fungi, Basidiomycota, Agaricomycetes, Boletales, Suillaceae. The coding region runs from base 51 to 1037 and encodes 328 amino acids. The transcript is spliced from 4 exons. Gene Ontology annotation, molecular function: ATP hydrolysis activity; ATP binding. The record is from RefSeq and is a predicted model, not a curated record. Gene Ontology annotation, cellular component: Smc5-Smc6 complex.